Molecule: messenger RNA, 228 nt
Organism: Clunio marinus
Lineage: Eukaryota; Metazoa; Arthropoda; Insecta; Diptera; Chironomidae
Source: the annotation of a GenBank genome assembly
AUGCAUUUUGAUUGGGAAAGUGGACACCUGACAAAUUUUCCAUCACAAUUAAUUCGUGGAAAAGUUCAAUUAAAAAGAACUAAGCAACGAAAUUCAGUGCAAAUUUUAAAUGGACACAGGAAGCGUAGAAGCCAUAAAGAACUUCCACAUUUCUAUGAGUUCACGAGAACCGAGGCGCAAUGCAAACUAAAUUAUUGCCAAAACUUUUCACUCACACGUAGGGGUUGA